Molecule: messenger RNA, 2769 nt
Organism: Chrysoperla carnea
Lineage: Eukaryota; Metazoa; Arthropoda; Insecta; Neuroptera; Chrysopidae
Gene: Xpd
Product: general transcription and DNA repair factor IIH helicase subunit XPD
Exons: 13
Coding region: 141-2420 (759 amino acids)
Biological process (GO): positive regulation of mitotic recombination; nucleotide-excision repair; transcription by RNA polymerase II
Cellular component (GO): nucleus
Molecular function (GO): DNA helicase activity; damaged DNA binding; ATP binding
Source: RefSeq, a predicted model, not a curated record
AUCUACGAGAAUUAUACAUAACCACAAUUAAUUUCAAUUGCUGAAAGCGCUAAUAAAUUUUGUCUCAAGUUUUAUGUAUUUUAAAAGCUAUUAAAAAAAUAUGCUUUUUAUGUAUUAAAAUUGAACACAUUAUUUUAAAUAUGAAGAUUUCUGUGGACGGUUUGUUAGUUUAUUUCCCUUAUGAGUACAUAUAUCCAGAACAAUAUGCAUAUAUGUGCGAACUUAAAAGAGUAUUGGAUGCCAAAGGACAUUGUUUGCUGGAAAUGCCUUCAGGUACCGGCAAGACAGUAACAUUACUUUCGCUUAUUGUUGCCUAUAUGUUAGAAAAUCCAUUCGAUGUAAGAAAAUUUAUAUACUGUUCUCGUACAGUACCUGAAAUUGAGAAAGUUAUUGAAGAAUUGCGCAGAAUAUUUGAUUAUAUUGAAAAGCAUAAUUUUGAAAAACCAAAAUUAACAGGCUUGGUUUUAUCCUCAAGAAAAAACAUGUGUAUACAUCCAGAUGUAACAUCGUUAAAAGAAGGUAGAUUUGUGGAUGGAAAGUGCCAUUCAUUAACUGCCAGCUAUGUGAGAGAACGUUAUCGUGCCGAUGAAAACACUCCUAUUUGUCAAUAUUACGAAGGUUUUGAUUUGGAAGGACGUGAAUCAACAAUACCCUAUGGAGUAUAUAGUAUUGAUGACUUAAAACAAUAUGGUCGUGACAGAAAUUGGUGUCCGUACUUUUUAGCAAGAUUUGCUAUUAUAAAUGCAAAUAUAAUAGUAUACAGUUAUCAUUAUUUAUUAGACCCAAAAAUAGCUGAAGUAGUUUCAAAAGAAUUAAAUCGUGAGGCGGUUGUUGUCUUUGAUGAGGCUCACAAUAUCGAUAAUGUUUGCAUCGAUUCAAUGAGUGUUAAAAUUACACGAAAAACAGUUGAUAAAGCAUCGAAUGCUGCUAACUCGUUAGAAAAAACUAUUGCACAAAUGCGUGAAGACGAUAAUUCAAGAUUAAGAGAUGAAUAUCAAAGAUUAGUUGAUGGGUUAAGAGACGCUAGUAUACAGAGAGAAACUGAUGUCGUUUUAGCAAAUCCUAUCUUACCCGAUGAAGUCUUACAAGAAGCUGUACCUGGAAAUAUACGUAAUGCUGAACAUUUUGUAGGAUUUUUAAAACGAUUUAUUGAAUAUAUAAAAACACGUUUACGUGUUCAGCAUGUUGUACAAGAGACGCCAGUUGGUUUUUUACGAGAUAUACAAUCGAAAAUUUGUAUAGAACGUAAACCAUUGCGGUUUUGUGCUCAACGUUUAGCAUCUUUAUUACGAACAUUAGAAAUCGCCGAUAUGACUGAUUUUAGUGCUUUAAUAUUGAUCACACAUUUAGCUACGUUAGUAUCGACGUAUACGAAAGGCUUUACGAUUAUUGUUGAACCGUUUGAUGAAAAAACACCGACAGUUUCAAACCCGAUUCUACAUUUUAGUUGUUUAGAUUCAUCCAUUGCCAUGAAACCAAUAUUCGAACGUUUCCAAACAGUUGUAAUUACAUCAGGUACAUUAUCACCGUUAGAUAUGUAUCCAAAAAUAUUGAAUUUUCAACCAGUUGUUAUGACAUCGUUUACAAUGACUCUAGCCAGACCGUGUCUUCUACCAAUGAUUGUAUCCAAAGGAAAUGAUCAAGUUGCUAUAUCUUCCAGAUUCGAAACCAGAGAAGACAUUUCUGUCAUAAGAAAUUACGGUCAACUCUUACUAGAGAUUGUAAAAUGUGUACCAGAUGGUGUUGUAUGUUUUUUCACAUCGUACUUGUAUUUAGAAUCAGUUGUAGCUAGUUGGUAUGAUAUGGGAAUUAUUGAUAAUUUACAACGGUAUAAAUUACUUUUUAUUGAAACUCAAGAUGCAGCUGAAACUAGUUUAGUUUUAACGUAUUACAAAAAGGCUUGUGAUUUAGGUCGUGGUGGAUUGUUGUUAUCAGUAGCCAGAGGUAAAGUUUCAGAAGGUGUUGACUUUGAUCAUCAUUUAGGUAGAGCAGUACUUAUGUUUGGUAUACCUUAUGUGUAUACACAAUCCAGAAUUUUAAGGGCUAGACUUGAAUAUUUACGAGAUCAAUUUCAGAUAAAGGAAAGUGACUUUUUAACGUUUGAUGCAAUGCGACAUGCAGCUCAAUGUGUUGGCAGAGCUAUUCGGGGAAAAACUGAUUAUGGUAUUAUGAUUUUUGCUGAUAAAAGAUUUUCAAGAUCAGAUAAACGAUCAAAACUCCCAAAAUGGAUUCAAGAACAAUUGAAAGACUCAUUUUGUAAUCUUUCCACGGAAGAAGCUGUUCAAAUUGCUAAAAAAUGGUUACGUCAAAUGGCACAACCGUUUCCACGUGAAGAUCAAUUGGGAGUAUCAUUACUUACAUUCGAACAAUUACAAAAUUUAGAAGCUGGCAAAAUUGAAAAGCAAGCUUUGCAAUCGUAAAUGAUAAGAUAAGAUAGUACUGUGAAAAAAUUAAGCUAAGCCCACAUCGUAGGAGCUUAGUUAGAUACUUAGAGACAAUCGGUUUACUUAGUUACUUGAAGCUGUAAUAUGGUUAAUUGAAUGGCUCUUAAUUAAGAUGACUAAAGUUUGUUCCACACUGAACACACUGCUGUGCAAGGUGGCAGUGUGGUGACUUUUUAUACUCGUUUUCUUGGGUGACCCACUAAGUGAUUCGCUUGUCACCAAUUAUCUACUUAAUCUUCUCUGGUGUGUACAUUGUAUAAACAAUUUUAAAAUACGUUUCGUAUAUAAAAUGAUGUAAAAGAUUACAAUUUUUUUUAAAAUUUAA